This is a messenger RNA of Bombyx mandarina (wild silkworm), 4305 nucleotides long. RefSeq names its product pH-sensitive chloride channel 1 (gene pHCl-1). NCBI's taxonomy places the organism in Eukaryota, Metazoa, Arthropoda, Insecta, Lepidoptera, Bombycidae. Gene Ontology annotation, molecular function: transmembrane signaling receptor activity; extracellular ligand-gated monoatomic ion channel activity. Gene Ontology annotation, cellular component: membrane. The record is from RefSeq and is a predicted model, not a curated record. Gene Ontology annotation, biological process: monoatomic ion transmembrane transport.
CUCGCGCCGCAGUGAAUUGCGUAACAAAAGCACACUCGCCUUCUGACGCUACGCUCAAAAGUUUCGCCCGUUGCGCGCCUACGGGAUGGGAAAACGUAAAGCGACGUAACUUUUCCGCGGUGCGCGCUCUAUCAUAUUUCUCAAGAAAUUGUAGUAAAUUCGCAUUUUAUUUAUUAUUGGAACAUUUCAUCUACCACUUAUUUUUAAUUCAUACAGAUUUCGAAUUUUAUUUGUGAAAAUGGACCGUUGUGGCCUUUGCCGGUUCGCAAUAAUUGAGUAGUGUGAACGUUUAAUGUUUUUUUUGUGUUUUUUUUUUCCUUUGAUUUACUUUGCUGACUGGUGGACAGCGCUGGUGGUAGCAAUCGAUAUAGCAGUGUGAGUGCUGAAGACAGCAAACGCGAAAUGUUGGAGGACGCAAACAGCGGUGCCGGCUUGAUACGUAGCACACAUGCUGUCGGCAUCUGAAGUAGGCAGAAAGAUGUCCUAAUAUGGGUUGGUCAUGCGUCGUGGCACGCGCCGUGGCCUUUAUCCUCAUGCUCGGCAAAAUAUCAGCUUUUACGUCCGACAUCUUUGCCGCGGGAAAGUCGGACAAAGAGAUUUUGGACAAUCUUCUUAAAAAUACCCGCUACGACAAAAGACUGCUCCCACCAGUUGAUGAUCCAGAAUUCUGUUGUGGUCUAACUUCACCCAACGACUCUUUGGCACAAAAUAGGGUCGGGUUUUCGUCGCUUCGGCCCCGUUCGCACAAUCGCGGUGUUCUCACAGUAAAUGUUAGCGUGCUUCUCCUUAGCUUAGCAUCUCCAGAUGAAUCUAGUCUUAAAUACGAAGUGGAGUUUUUACUUCAACAACAAUGGUACGACCCUCGGUUAAGAUACUCCAAUCAAUCGCAUUACGAUUAUUUAAAUGCCAUACAUCAUCAUGAAGAUAUUUGGCUGCCUGAUACAUAUUUCAUCAUGCAUGGAGAUUUUAAGGAGUAUUCUGAACACUCACGGGAUCCCAUAAUACCGAUGCAUUUUGCGUUACGUAUUUAUCGCAAUGGAACAAUUAAUUAUUUGAUGAGGCGACAUCUCAUACUGUCUUGUCAGGGUCGGCUUAAUAUAUUUCCAUUCGAUGACCCAUUGUGUUCAUUUGCCUUAGAAAGUAUCUCGUAUGAACAAUCUGCCAUAACAUACGUCUGGAAGAAUGAUGAAGAUACACUUAGAAAAUCACCAUCACUGACGACAUUGAACGCCUACCUCAUUCAGAACCAGACUAUACCCUGUCCAAUAAAAGCUAGUUGGAGAGCUGAGGGUAAUUCACUUUACGAAGAAGACGAAGAGCUGACAUGUAAUCUUUGCCAGAGACGCUUUGAGGAGCAAGGUAACUACAGCUGUCUAAAGGUUGACUUAAUCUUUACUAGAGACCGAGCGUUCUACUUUACUACAGUAUUUAUUCCUGGAAUAAUUCUGGUGACAUCUUCGUUCAUCACAUUUUGGCUGGAAUGGAACGCGGUGCCAGCCCGUUCCAUGAUAGGUGUAACAACAAUGUUGAACUUUUUUACAACAUCUAACGGGUUCCGAUCAACUUUGCCAGUAGUAUCGAACCUAACAGCCAUGAAUGUUUGGGACGGCGUAUGCAUGUGUUUCAUUUACGCUUCGCUACUUGAGUUCGUGUGCGUGAACUACGUCGGGAGGAAGAGACCACUACACAAUGUGGUAUACAGACCAGGGGAGAAUCCUGUGACACAGCGACUGCCCGCAGUCCUGAGCAGAAUUGGCAUUAUACUGGCCAGCCCCUUGCCUGGUGAUAAGAAGCGAGAAUCAACAGGAGCAGCAGAUUUGGUGUCGUGUACUGCGUGUACCGGCCCCCCCGGCUCCUGUACGCACACCGCCAAUAAUGGCGGUGUAUCCGAGCCAUGUUUCGUCCAGGUUCGCAAAAAAGAACCCCCGCAUCCGAUCCGAGUGGCGAAGACUAUUGACGUAAUCGCCAGGAUUACGUUUCCAACUGCGUACGCUGUCUUUCUCAUCUUCUUCUUCAUUCACUACAAAGCGUUUUCUUAAUGCUGCCUCCACCGUUACAGCUGCCGGUUGCUUUAUACGAAUCGACAUAUUUAUCCUGUUUUAUAUUUGUUACGAUUUGAAUUUAUUACUAUUAUAUUUCUUUUAUGGUGUGACAUUCGGAGGUACUGUGAAAGAUGCCAGCAGUCGUUGAAUAGUGAAAUGUAAUUAAAACUGCCAAUGUAGUUGGAGCAGACAUUAUCCCAAGGCUAAAAGCGCAGCUUUUAAGUAUUUAAGGAUUAAUACUCUACUAAUUAAUCAUUGUGAAAGUUCUACGGGUUUUGAAAUAGUUUUCAACAAUAUGGAAAGGAACUUUACGAAAAUUACAUGUGACUUACAAAUACUUAAGAUAGAAUAAAUAGGAAGGGAACAAUGUCCGGAAAAAUUGGUGGAACGUGAUUGUAUCUACAAUAUGAUGUUAGACCUGAAAAUCAUUAUUGGAUUCCAAAUGAGAACAAGUUUCUUUUUUUCGAUGAUGAAAUCUAUUUCAAGCCUUGAGAUAUUAAGUCCAAUCACAUUGAUUGCAAAAAGUUAUGAAAUUAAUAUAGUGUUUAGAAUUUAAAAAAACAAGAAUUUUAUAUUGAUUAGAAGUUUAUAAUCACUGACAUCACUUAGUCGAAUUUUAUAUUUGUCACGAAUUGCAUUCGAAUUUUAUUUGUUCAAAACACGAAUGUGUUUUGUCAUGUAGAAUCCAAAUCUGUUGGUUCUUAUUAUUUUAGUAAUCCUAUAUACACAUAGUAUUAUUUAAAUGAUAAUAAAUAUUAUUUAUAAAAAUAUUACAUAUAUUAUAUAUUAUUAUUUUAAAAAAAAUCACUACAUAGACGUAGAAUUCUAGCUAAAGCUCAAAUCGUUGUAAAUGUCCUUUGAAAUAACUUUAUGGAUCUAUUUUUGUUAAUUCGAAAGUAAAACUUAAAUGACUGUUUCAAAAAUUACCUUAUGUUGUAAUGCACCAUGAACAUGCCUUUUACAUUUUGUAAUUUAUUUUAGCCUUACCUGAAUAAGGAUAGAGAAUACGUGUUAACGCUCGCUGUAAAUAUUGAACCUGGCGAUACGUAAGGUUUUACCUUUUAAGUGAAAAGUGAAAAUGAAUACAUGCAUCACCAAUGAUAUCUUAUAAGACUAGUUAAAAAAAAUCAAAUCACGAAAUUAAUUUGCGUAAUUACUGGUGAUAUCGGACCCAGCGUGGUCGUAUCCGGCCAAUUUUUUCCGCGAAUCGGUCAUGCCUUCCGGUUUAAAGGCAAUGGGCGCUACACACGGCAACGAUAUAUCGUAACGAUUUGAAUUUUGACAGUUAUAUUUAAAACCUAGAAAGCCGUACAGUAUACAUACGUUUUCCACACGCCACCGAUAUUUGCCUCGAUCGUCAACAUUCCUCAAAAGCUCACGCGUAAAGCUUGUCGAGGGAAUAACGAAAGACGAAGAGGAACCGUCUGUGUUUUUAGUUGAUUAGGUUUGUGCUGUAAACUGGCUUUUAAAACGGAAUUUAAACUCUCAUUUAUAUACAUUGAAUGAACCGUAAUUCACGCCAAACGAUGCAUCUGCCUCCGAUCGACUGUGUACACGGAAUAAUCUGAUAUUUCACACACAGUAUGAAUAAAACGAAGAAAAAGACUCUGCAGAUAAAUCGGUACGAUAUAUCGUUGUGUUUAGGGCCCUGCCGGUUAUGGGCAUCCACACUGCGAUGCGUAUGGGCUCACCAUCAAGCACGGCAAUCUAUAUCAACGAAUCCAAACAUAACUGAUAUUACAAGCUCCGAAUUUACAUUCAAAUAUAUUAGAUAUUAUGUACAUCUGCUUAAUAAAUUACCUUUUAAGGUACUCCUUUUGACGUCCUUAAAUAAAUAUUACCCUCAAUAUUCUAGUUUUAUAGAAUAUCAUUGCGCAUAACGAAUAUGAAAAUAUUGUGCUGUGAGACUAUACCGUCAACUAAUGUGUUGCAUAAUUAGAAUUUGUUGAUAUUAAGACAAAUUAGUACGUAGGUACUUAAAUUACUGUCGUUCGAUAACGAUGCGUAUUUAUGAGCAUACUUAGAAUUCACACGCUAGCUAUUAUUAUUCAAUUAAUAAGUACAUAUUAGAAGCACCGUAUGAUCAGCCAUCACUUUGAUAUUGGAGCAAAUUAAUACUUUCCUGCAAUAUUUAGUCUUAGGAAUUAGGGGUGGGCGCUGCAACGAUGGUUCGGGACCGCUUAAAAGAAUCAUUAUGUAAGCGCUAAUCGCACCAAAAUUAUAUGAUAAGUGUCAAAUCCGUUUUUUAUAUUUUUAUGCUUCG